Molecule: messenger RNA, 825 nt
Organism: Trichoplax adhaerens
Lineage: Eukaryota; Metazoa; Placozoa; Uniplacotomia; Trichoplacea; Trichoplacidae
Exons: 5
Coding region: 1-825 (274 amino acids)
Biological process (GO): regulation of apoptotic process; signal transduction
Source: RefSeq, a predicted model, not a curated record
AUGAAGCGAAUAUGUAAUGACACGCCAACAAAUGACAUCCUUAAUGAACUAGCAGCUGAUGGUGUUAUGUCCAGUUCUGAAGCAUCGAAACUAAGAAGAAUCCAGGAUGAUAACGAAAAAAAUUUUGAAUUAUAUAAAAUUUUGGAGAAAAGAGGAGAUAGAGAUUUUUUAAAAUUUUGUGAAGCACUUAAGAAUCACGAUACUGACAAUGCCCAAGAAUUAGGAAAUUUAUUGGAAAAUCAAGCUAAGAAUGCAAUUUCAGGUGUCCAACCUAGUCCUGUUGUAACCACCCCAGUUACGUCAGUAGCUCCCAUUUCUCAUGAAGCUGGAAAGGAUACCACUGAUCAGGCAUCUGCAGUUAAUGAUCAAACAAAAUAUAGUUACGAUGUAUUUCUUAGCCACUCCUGGGAUAAUAAGGAAGACGUCAUUCAUGUAAAAAAAUAUCUGGAAAGUAAAGGAAUUACCUGUUGGAUAGACAACGAGCAACUCAGUGGGGGAAUGAAACUUUUACCGGAAAUCUCUAAAGCUAUCCUAGCGUCUAGGGUGUUUGUGCCGUUUAUGAGUAAGAAAUAUAUCGAAUCAAAGAAUUGCUAUUCGGAAAUCAGCUACGCCAGUGACAAAAAAAAGGAUAUGGUAGCAGUCAUUAUUGAAGAUAUAAGACCACAGGGCGAGUUAGUCUCAUCUACAGGAACAGAUUUCUAUAUCUAUAUUACUGGAGAUUUAUAUAUCAAAAUCCUCGUCAAUAAACAAGCAACGGCUGAAUUAGAAAAGAAAUUAAAUGAAUUAUACGAAUCGAUUAGAAAAGCAAAGAAUUCGAGGAAGUGA